CGAAUGAAAUCGGUAGAAUUAGAUAGCUUUCAAGAUUUAGAAGAAAAUAGUGGGGUUUUUUCGUACGCUUAACUAGCAAAACAUUUUAAUAUUCGCAAUGAAGUAAUUAAAUAUUAUCUGUAUCUGGGACGAGAUUUUUAACAAUCGAUAUUUAUUUAAUCUAAUUUUAACAUUUGACAUAAUAAAUUUGAUGACAAUAAUUGAUUUAUUGGUAUUUUAUAAGGCUAGUCCUUUUAUUUAUCAACAAUGGAAUUUUCACCAUAUUUAAGUACCGUUCAGUCGAUAGAAGGACAAACACCUGGAGAUAAAUAUCGAACUUUGAAUAAUAUUGCAAGAAAUAUAGCAGCAACAUACCGAGAUGUGAGUAAACCGAUUAGAAUUUUUCCAUCUGAUAGGCUUCCAAGAGCGUUGAUACCCUUUGUGACAUUAGAGGUUGCAGAUAUAUUAAGAAAACCUGAAGAAAUAGCUGAUGCUCUUCUAUCAGAAGAUAUUCAAAUAUUCAAUCGAGCACUUAAGAUAAAAUGGUUUUUUACUAGUAAUAUUCCGAAUUAUUCGGACGUUCAUUUUUUUGUAAACCGACUUUUUCCGAAGAUAUGUCUAAUAAAUCGUCUCAAAAUCAUCAGAGCUUUAGGCAAAUAUCUACGUCCACAUCCAGAUUUAGCUCGAACCUUUUACAGUUCAAUAGCUUUACAAUAUGGAUAUGAUAUUGCUCGACCAUUAUUACUAGUUUGUGAUGAAUUCUUCUUGAAGAAUAAAAUGACAGUGUACCGAAUCGUAUUGAAUUUGGGUGAAAUUAAAUAUCUUUACUAUAAAUAUCCAAACUUAAUGUUAACAUAUUUGAAACAAUCAGUUCGGGAAAAUAAUUCUAAAAGAAUGCUCUAUGAAAUUUAUAUAGACAAUUAUAAAGAAUUUUUACCAUUGAUUGUGAAAAAACAUCCUAGAGAUUUUGUCAAAUUGAUCCAAAGAUCUUGCUCCAUGGGUAUCAAAUUGAGUAGUGAAAAAACUAAAUUAUUGUUGAAAGUUGAAAUAGAUUCAAUUAUUAAUGAUCCAGCAUUAUUUCUACCUAUGCUAACUGUAAAAGAUGUCCUUCAACAAUUAAAACUUCCACACUACAAAUUAAUUGUACAAAAUUUGUUUAGAACAUGUCUGGCAGAUCUAGAUUUUGAAAGGAUGAAAGAAUGUUUCCAAUAUAUUCCUACAGAAUACAGAGCAUCAUUGAUUACUUCAACUUUCAUUGAAAAAUAUGGAGAUAAUUGGGUGGAAAACUUCAGGUGUGAAAACAUAUCACCUACGGUAUUGAGAGUAUUUUCUGGUGAUGUCCGAACUAAAUUAGCUAAGAAGAAAUUAGAAGUAGACAAUAACUGGUAUACUGAUGAUAAUAAAAAUAUUGAAUUUUCUUGGAGAUGUUACCUACCAAUUGAAGAAUCAAUUCCUCUUAUUAAAGAAAAAAUUUUAAAGACUAGUAGUGUAGCUAUUAAACUAAAUCUGAUGAGACAAAUGCUCUUGACAUGUUAUAUUAAUGACGAUUCACAGGCUCUACGAAGCACAUUAACUUAUAUUACAACUGAAUAUACAUACAGUAGAACUUCCUAUACUGCAGAAGAAGAAUCAGAAUUAAUGGAUAUAUUGUUAUCAUCAGUUACUCAGAAGUUACAACCUUUACAGAAAGAGCAUUGGGAUGUAAUAUAUGAUUACAUGAAGUAUUUGAAAAAGUCAAAAGGUACCAUAGCUAAUAAAGAUAGUGCCAAAAGCAUUUUAAUUGAGAACAUUCGGUUUAAUUUGAUAAAUAAUUACCCUAUUAGAAAAAAAAUAAAUAUGCUGACUGAAAUUUAUCGAGACAAGCCAGAAUUAUUAGAUUGGAAUAUUGUUAAAAAUAAUCCCAGACAUGAAAAAAUAUGCUUUACAGAAUUUUCUAAAUCAAUACCUAAGAUAUUUUAUGAAGAUCAGCGAGACAGUACAUAUCGAUGGCGUAAAUUAUGUAUUAAUUUUAUGAAAACAAUUUACAAGUAUAAUGAUCGUUAUUAUAUAAAAACCAACAUAGUUAAAAGAAAGCUAUCUAUUAAAAAAAUCCCAUGGUUGUUGGAGACUGUCAAAAAAUUAAUAAAUCUAUUUUACAGAGGAAUAAAAAUAGGAAAUCUUACGGCAAUUGAUCUUGCUGAACUUGAUGAUUUAUUAAGAUGCAAUGAACCAAAUUUAUUACCUCUUGAAAGUGUCCAAGCAUAUACAAAAAGAAUAAAAUUUUUCCAAUGGACUGAGCUGCAAUAUCUUUUUAAUCCAAAUCCCAAAUUUCGUAAUUAUAAAGAAAAUUAUGAUGACUGUAUAAAAAAUAUCGGAAGAAAAGGUACCCGAACAUUUUUGAAAUUUUGUCGCUGGCAUCAAGAUAUACCAAUAAAAUUUGUUGAAUUGGCUUUAGAAGAUUUGAACAGAACAGAAAAAAAUUAUAAAGCACUAAUAGUAUUGAGUAUCCUAAUUGAAGGAGCAGAAUUUGAAAGAUUUAUCACACCUCUUAUUCCAAAUUCAAUGAGAAUCACUAGUAGGACUUUUUUAACAAUAACUGUAAAAACUAUGCAAUAUGUCAAUCCUAUGGUGUCUACAAAUGUAUUGAAGAAACUUUGUGAAACUAACAUCGACAACAUCAUCAUAAACUGUUUAUUAAUUGCGACAACACGGGUAAGAGCUUAUAGAUUGAUACCUUUUUGUCAAGAAUUAAAUCAACAAUAUAUUUAUCUUUUACGACAUCCCAUGAAUACAUUACGAAUUGUGAUCAAGCUUGAUGAAAUUUUACCUAUUUUAAAAAACUAUUGGGAAGAAUCAAAACGGGAUUUUGAUGAUGAUGAUUUUGAUGAAAUAAAUAAACGUUUUCAAUUAAUUAAAACCAUGUUGAUACUUUUUGAUACAAGACCAUGCCCAGAAACGUGGGCAUUGCUAGAUGAAUGGCUAGAUGAUUUAAAUUCGAAGGAUGAUCAUCAUAUCUUAAAGUUAUUAGCUAUAUAUCGUGAAGUUCCUUAUCCUUGGUUGGGACACUAUCUGAAAAAAGUCAUUUUUACUAUCAGAAAACUUGAAAUACAAUCUGGCAUGAAAGGAGAUUGGGCCAGUUGGUUUGAAAUUGCUCCACUAUUUGAUAAUCUUCCUCUGGAUGCAGCUGUAUUAUUAGAAGAGAAUGUUCAUGAAUUUGUAAUCUCACUAUACUGGGAUAUUGCACGAAGUAAUAAAAAAUUAUUAAUCAUGAUGACACGAUAUGUGAUGAAUUCAUAUUUUUCAUCAGCAGACCAUACGAACAUAGAGCACAGAAUAAGUUUUAUUGUAACAAUGUUUGAACGAACUUUAGUAAAUUAUCAACUUCUACGAAAAUCUAAAAAUAAACUGUGGGAUUGCACUAUUGAAGAUUUCCUUGACGAAUUCGCACAAAUUUUAUUCUUCGAUACAGAGUACAGUUUGACGAAACAACGACUUAUUGAAGAACUGUUCAAUCGUUUUUUGAUAUCGUUUCAAGCUCUAGAUCAUCCUUCAUUUUAUUGUUAUUGCUACUUGUAUGGUUUUUAUGAUCCAAAAACAACUGUAAUUAAAUAUAUUAAUAGAAUUUAUAAUAUUUUACCAAUCCUGUAUGGAACUUUUGUGGGUCACAGCAUUAUCCCUUUAACUAAGUUUCUUCAUAGAUUGAUGAAACAUUUUUAUGGGCAUCAAAUACAGGACGCGAUUCUAUAUCUUAUAUUUAUGAAUGAUAAGAAUGCUAAAUUUUUAGCAGCAUCUUUAUUUGUAAUUGACAGAAGACAGAUAAGCCCCAAAAAAUUCUGGUUGAUUCAUAAUUUACUGAUAUUUGAUAACGAUCCUUUUGUUAGUGCAAAGGCUCAUGCUGCACUUUGCAUGCUCAGUCCAGAAGAACGUUUAUUUUUACGGCUUAAUUAUCCAUUCGCGCAUUAAUAUUUCAUUAAUAAUAAUUAAUUCAAGCAAAACUUUUAAUAUGAAAAACGUUUUCAUAAGUAUUUCAAUUUUAUAUCACAUUUGUAAAUUUUAAAUAAAAAUCAUUUUGAGUGAAA
Chelonus insularis is the source of this 4037-nucleotide messenger RNA. RefSeq lists its product as uncharacterized. NCBI's taxonomy places the organism in Eukaryota, Metazoa, Arthropoda, Insecta, Hymenoptera, Braconidae. Bases 247 to 3921 code for a protein of 1224 amino acids. The record is from RefSeq and is a predicted model, not a curated record. The transcript is spliced from 2 exons.